Molecule: messenger RNA, 2426 nt
Organism: Oncorhynchus tshawytscha (Chinook salmon)
Lineage: Eukaryota; Metazoa; Chordata; Actinopteri; Salmoniformes; Salmonidae
Product: ubiquitin carboxyl-terminal hydrolase isozyme L5
Exons: 11
Coding region: 531-1520 (329 amino acids)
Biological process (GO): protein deubiquitination; ubiquitin-dependent protein catabolic process
Cellular component (GO): cytoplasm; Ino80 complex
Molecular function (GO): cysteine-type deubiquitinase activity; proteasome binding
Source: RefSeq, a predicted model, not a curated record
GGCUUUUCAUAGCCGAUCAGGAUUUCUACCACACCUGCUGUCUCGAGUUGAAAACAGCAUGUCUGGGACAGGUAGCACGUCCAGUGAACUGGUCAGGAUUCUAUUAAACUCCACAAUCUUUUAAAUGAGGACUGUGCCUAAUUAUUUGCAUGCCUGUGAAGUAAGAAAUACACGAACUAAUUUAACAUGAUACACUGGCUAAAAUUAUGGUAGCGCUUCAUAAUAAAAGCAACAAUGUGUUAUUUUUAGUAACGUUGUGGCAACAUUUGAAAUGCCCAAUGGAAUGACAACUAUAUAUAAUAGUAUGUAGAACAUAAAAGUAGGCCUAUGAUGACAAAUAAUUUGCACAGACAGCCCCCCUUGCGCGAUUUGCACACGAUUCCUGUUGAAAGACAUGCCGGGAGAUUUCGCUUGAACACAAUUUACGCAGCGGAUUGAUUCAUUUUACUAGCUAACUAGCCACUACAGAUAUAGGCUUGUCUACUGCAAUAAAAUUACUUGCCCUACGGUUGUUCUUGAAAUAAAUAAAAAUGACUGGAAGCGCAGGAGAAUGGUGUCUUAUGGAAAGUGAUCCUGGGGUUUUCACAGAAUUGAUCAAAGGCUUUGGUUGUAAAGGAGCUCAGGUUGAAGAAAUAUGGAGUAUGGAACCAGAGAACUUUGAAAACCUGAAACCAGUUCAUGGGUUGAUCUUCCUGUUCAAGUGGCAGCCAGGUGAGGCACCAGCAGGCUCUAUCGUUCAGGAUUCAAGACUUGACAACAUCUUCUUUGCCAAGCAGGUGAUAAAUAACGCAUGUGCUACCCAGGCCAUUGUGAGUGUGCUGCUGAACUGCACUCACUCUGACAUGCUGCUGGGAGAGACACUCACAGAGUUCAGAGAAUUCUCACUCAGCUUCGAUGCUGCUAUGAAAGGUCUGGCUCUCAGCAACUCUGAAGUUAUUCGACAAGUUCACAACGGCUUUGCCAGACAGCAGAUGUUUGAGUUUGACGCAAAGUCUUCAGCGAAGGAUGAGGAAGCAUUCCACUUUGUGAGUUAUGUCCCUGUCAACGGCAGGCUCUAUGAGCUGGACGGACUACGUGAAGGGCCCAUCGACCUCGGUGUAUGCAACCAGGACGAUUGGAUCAACGCAGUUCGGCCAGUGAUUGAGAAAAGAAUACAGAAGUACAGUGAGGGAGAGAUCCGCUUCAACCUGAUGGCCAUCGUGUCAGACAGGAAGAUGAUUUAUGAGAGGAAAAUAGCGGAGCUGCAAAUCCAGCUUGCAGAGGAAGAGCCAAUGGACACAGACCAGAGCAGCACCCUCCUCAGCUCGAUCCAAUCAGAAAUUGCCAAGUAUCAGCUGCUGAUUGACGAGGAGAAUCAGAAACUCAAACGAUACAAGAUCGAAAACAUCCGACGAAAGCAUAACUAUCUACCCUUCAUCAUGGAACUACUGAAGACACUGGCAGAAUACCAGCAGUUGAUACCUUUGGUGGAAAAGGCAAAGGAGAAGCAGAGUGCCAAAAAAGUCCAGGAAGCCAAGUGAACACAGUCACUAGUGCUGAGUGAGGGGAGGGGGGGGUUUAUAAAACAACUAAUCGACGACUUCAGUUUAAUUACUUUAAUUACAUUUAGUUUUUUGUGAGCCCAAUGCAGAAAUCAAGUCAUGAACUAUGUGGGACGCUGGUCUGAAGGUAAUUAGAUACACACAGACCCACAAUGACGAGGGAUAGAGACAGUUUGUGAAAGUAUGCCUUAUCUACUUUGAAGAACUAGUCAAAUGAUUUCAUCAGACAGCUCUGCAUCAUAGGCUACUUAGGCAGGCUAGCUAAAUAUGAUGACUAAAGACAGUACAUUAUAGGGAGCACAUAGAUAACGUUACUGGCUGCUUCAGACAGCUACUGCCUGAGCUGAGAUGAGAUGACGACUUUAAGGAAUAAAAGAUGAUAAAGUCAUCAAAUAAAAACUUAGUAAUAUACAGAACUGAAAUAUUGUAUUUCAUAGUAAUUUCCUGUUUUUCCAUUGAUAUCUAGCCAAUGUGGACCUGACAAAGACAAUGGAUUAUUUUUAAUGUUUUGGCAAUUGAAUGCUGACUAUUCUUGGCUUUGGAAUUUCCAUUAAAAAGAUCUAUUUCAUAAUGCAUUUAAUGUUGGAAAAAAUAAUCGAAAAUCGCGAUAUUUUUUAUAAUUGAACCGAAACCGAACCGACCUCAAAAAGCACAAAUCGCUCAGCACUAACACUCACACUCAUCAGUCGUCGUAUUCAUGUGACCCCCUUCCCCACCAUUGUAUCAUGUGAUACCCACCCCCCACAGACAUGAGCACACGGGCAGUGGGAUAGACAAGAACUGUGUUGACUCCCACCCACGUCUACCGCUAAGCUGUAAUGUAUGCCUGGAAAGAUGUUUAAAUGAGCCUGUCUUAUUUUCAUAAUAAAAUGUGUUGUAGUUUGA